Rhopilema esculentum is the source of this 1495-nucleotide messenger RNA. RefSeq names its product GDP-mannose 4,6 dehydratase. Lineage: Eukaryota; Metazoa; Cnidaria; Scyphozoa; Rhizostomeae; Rhizostomatidae. The record is from RefSeq and is a predicted model, not a curated record. Gene Ontology annotation, molecular function: GDP-mannose 4,6-dehydratase activity. Gene Ontology annotation, biological process: 'de novo' GDP-L-fucose biosynthetic process.
UCCUCCGUGAACCAGAUGGAUGAGUGUAAGAAUUUGCUGUCGAGCCUAAAAGAUGCUCUUAAAAAUGAACAGUUCGACUCUGUAAAUGGAAUUAAUUUGCUGACAAUCGAUGUUUUAGAGAAGGUGAGGCGAGCAUACUUUCAAGGUGUAAUGGAUGAGAAUUGCGUUGAUUCGUUCGCUGACUUGCAACUUACUGCCGGUGGGAAGAGCAAAAGAGACCAUAGCUUGAGACCUAUCAGAAGUCCUACCACAGUCACUUUUAUUAAAAUGGCAGCAGUUAACGACGAGAGACAGGGACAAAGCAGAAGAAAAAUUGCGCUUAUAACUGGAAUUACAGGGCAGGAUGGUUCUUAUCUUGCGGAGCUUCUUCUAGAGAAGGAUUAUGAGGUCCAUGGUAUCAUUAGAAGAUCAAGCUCAUUUAAUACUGCUAGGAUUGAACAUCUUCACAAAGAUCGCGUGAAUCAUCAAGGAGGAGACCUCCAUUUGCACUACGGGGAUACUACUGACAUGACGUCAUUGCUGAAGAUCAUCUCAAAGGUACGACCAGAUGAAGUAUACCACUUAGCGGCACAGAGUCAUGUGAAGGUUUCUUUUGAGUUGUCAGAAUAUACUGCAAAUGUUGAUGCGAUGGGGACAUUAAAAAUUCUAGAAGCUAUUAAAGAAUGUGGACUCAUCACAAAGACACGUUUUUAUCAGGCAUCAACCAGCGAACUCUAUGGAUCUACGAAACAAUGUCCGCAGGAUGAAAUGACACCUUUUCAUCCGCGAUCACCAUACGGAGUUGCCAAAUUAUACGCACAUUGGAUCGUUAUAAAUUAUAGAGAGGCCUAUGGAUUAUUUGCAUGCAAUGGGAUACUGUUUAAUCACGAAAGUCCAAGAAGAGGUGAAACGUUUGUAACAAGAAAAAUAACUCGCUCGGUUGCCAAGAUUUCGCUUGGACUACAGGAAGAGCUUAUACUGGGAAAUCUUGAUGCAGUACGAGAUUGGGGACAUGCUAAAGAUUACGUGAAGGCCAUGUGGCUGAUGCUUCAACAGAGCACACCCGAUGAUUUCGUCGUAGCUACAGGGGAAGCUCAUACGGUUAGAGAAUUCGUGGAACAUGCGUUCAGACACACUGGGAUAGAAAUUGAGUGGGCUGGCAAAGGCCUAUUCGAAGUUGGAAAAGAUAAACACACUGGGAAGGUGAUGGUGAAAGUCAGCGAUCGUUAUUAUCGGCCGUCUGAAGUGGAUCGGCUGCAAGGAUCUCCUAAAAAAGCACAAAAGAUCCUUGGAUGGCGACGAGAGAUUGAAUUUGAGGAUCUGGUAAAAGAAAUGGUUGAAAAAGAUCUGCAGCUGAUGAAGUCAAAUCCAAACGCCUGAACAUUUGUCCGAUCUCUUAUGUUGUUUCAAUUUGCCUCAUGUUUAUAAUACUAUUGUAUAUGGUUUUAACAUUCCUUCAAUUUUCACAAUAUUUAAGGACCUUUUUUCAUGAAUAGUUGCUAUAUUUUUGCAAGGA